Molecule: messenger RNA, 1656 nt
Organism: Anopheles coustani
Lineage: Eukaryota; Metazoa; Arthropoda; Insecta; Diptera; Culicidae
Exons: 4
Coding region: 1-1656 (551 amino acids)
Biological process (GO): proteolysis
Molecular function (GO): serine-type endopeptidase activity
Source: RefSeq, a predicted model, not a curated record
AUGUCGAAGUUUUGCGCUGCGCUACUGCUGGCGGCCAUAGUUGCCGCCUCGGGGGAGAUCCGCUCAGCCGCCGACGUUCCAGAUCGGCGCAUUAACAAUGGACAAAUCGCCAGCCCAACCGACGUGCCGUGGGCUGUUGGACUGCUGAUCUCGCUGACGUCCGGUACGAACUUCUGCGGAGGCGCCCUGAUUUCGCCGACGCAUGUCCUAACGGCCGCCUCCUGCGUCAAUGGUCAGUCUUCCAUCACGGCAAUGUUGGGUGCGAGCACCAUCGCUAGUACGUCCGACUUUGUGCCGGUUUCACACAUUCGCGUCCAUCCGGACUACAGUUCGUUCUUGGAGAGGGACGAUAUCGCAAUCCUUACGUUGGCCCGGCAGCCUCGAUGGAACGAUCAAAUUCAAAUCAUCAACCCUCCGCGCCGUAUGUACAUUGGACAUUCGUUCAACAACUACAUCACAACCAUCUCGGGUUGGGGUGAAACCGGAACCAACACCGGAGAGCCACUACCGAUGCCAAACCUGCGCUUCAUCCGUAGCCCCGUCAUCACCAACCUCAGCUGUGGUCUAUCCUUCCCACUUACCAACAUCCGUAGUACACACAUCUGCACCACCACGGACGGUGGUGCACCCUGUAUCGGCGACCAAGGUGCCCCGGUGACGGUCACAGAGAACGGAGAGACGUUCCUGAUCGGUAUCCACGUGUUCACGGCGUCCCGAUGUGAGCGUGGUCGCCCCGCAGUCCACGUCCGUCUGACCGAGUACAUGAACUGGAUCGAGCUGAACACGGACGCCCUCAUUCGUCAGUAUCACACGGUCCAGAGUACAAUCAUCAUGGAGAAACGAUCGGCCCAGUUUGGAUUCCUGGCCGUGGUGAUCCUCUGCACGUUGGUUGUACUUUCGACAGCCAACCCGCUGAUCGGAGACGAUGGACCUCAGAGGCGCAUCAACAAUGGCGUCGAAGCGGGUCCUACCGAUAUUCCGUUUGCGGUCGGAGUUCUUGUGACAUUUCCAUCGCGGACGUACUUUUGCGGUGGCACGUUGAUAUCCCUCAGGCAUAUUCUAUCGUCUGCCUCUUGUGUCGAUGGCUAUCGCACCAUCACGGCCAUGCUUGGCGCCUACGACAUGACCAUGGUGCAGGACUUCAUUACGAUUUCGUCCGUUCUGGUACAUCCGAGCUACAGCAGCUUCUUCGAUUCGAACGACCUCUCCAUCCUGACACUCUCCCGUCCGGUCGGACUGUCCCCACGGGUGCAGAUCGCUCAACUACCGAGCCGCCUAUACGUGGGCCACUCGUUCAACAACUACCUAGCAACCAUUGCGGGCUGGGGUCAAACGGGAUCGAGCACCGGUGAACCCGUGCCCGUGCGACGUCUGCUGUUCUUCCGCGGUCGGGUCAUUACCAACACGAGCUGCCUGGUAAGCUUUCCACUGUACCUGCGGUCGACGAACAUUUGCACCUCGACGGAUGACGGAGCAGCCUGCGUCGGAGACGAAGGUGGACCGGUCACGGUUACCGAAAACGGGCAGACGAUACUCAUCGGCGUCCAUUCGUACAGUUUUUCGUGGGGCUGCGAGCGCGGUUGGCCAUCGGUGCAUACGCGCGUGACCGACUAUCUGGACUGGAUUGAGGCGAAUUCAGAUGCCAUUGUUCCGUAA